Helianthus annuus (common sunflower) is the source of this 770-nucleotide messenger RNA. RefSeq lists its product as uncharacterized. The record is from RefSeq and is a predicted model, not a curated record. Bases 118 to 606 code for a protein of 162 amino acids. Lineage: Eukaryota; Viridiplantae; Streptophyta; Magnoliopsida; Asterales; Asteraceae. The transcript has 3 exons.
CUUGUUCCUUGAUGAUCUACCACCAUACAUACAAUUACACAAUGUCUUCGUCCCAUUUCUCUACCUCUUUCUUUCGGUCGCCUUCAUCGAUAACAUCCUCCUCCACCGUCCGUACCCAUGGGCUGCGGUAUGUCCAAGUCCCAUCUUUUGGAUGAGGGGUUUGGCUCCCGCAACCCCUUUCAAUUCCACCAUAAAACCGACACCCCUUCUCCCAAAUUGCUAAAGGGUUCAUCAGAACCAUCUAUCGCGGACCAUCAUCCAGUGUUGCAAAAAAUCAAUACCGCUCCGGUUAAUCUUGGUAAUGACGAUAAUGAUGCAAUGUGGAUUGGAUCUCCUAGCUUUCGGGUGUACGUUCAAUCCGACCGGACAACAGGUGAUGAACAGGAAAAGCAGACCGUAAUUGGUACACGUGGAGGUGGAAAUUAUGUAUGCAACGGCGAGGUUUGCGUAUGGAGAGGAUCGAAUGCGGAGGAACAUGAAGAUAAACAAGAUAUAAGAGGAGGAAGAUUUAGAAAGGCGUUUCAGGGGCACAGAGUCGCUUUCUGGCAUGGCGGGCUGUGGCAUGUCGGCCACCCGAAAGCAACCAGAAAAACAGUCGGAGCCUAAUCUUAAAGACUUAAUCUUACCGCCAUCCAUGAUGAAGCAGACCGGGAUUCACUCAUUUCUGAUGUAAACUAAUGUCUAUCUCUAAAGGGGUUUGAUUAUUCUGUACUAUGAUUGUUUGGGAAGUAUGAAAUAACAUUAAAAAUCCUAACAAGUAUAAGAAGAGU